Durio zibethinus is the source of this 2667-nucleotide messenger RNA. The record is from RefSeq and is a predicted model, not a curated record. NCBI's taxonomy places the organism in Eukaryota, Viridiplantae, Streptophyta, Magnoliopsida, Malvales, Malvaceae.
AUGUACUCCUGUUUCAAUGGAAAACGUAUUGAAAAUGUGCUGUUACAGAUAUUCAAGCUAAUAGACAUGGCCUCAUCCUUAACCAAUUCCAUUUUUCUAGGGGUGGUGUGGAGUACCAUCCUUCUUUCCUUUGCUACAACCCUGUUAGCCGCAGUAUCUUCACUGGAAUCAGAAGCUGUGGCUCUGCAAGAGAGUGGCUGGUGGAGUAACUAUAGCAACGAUAUUUCACAACGUUGCAAGUGGCACGGUAUUUCAUGCAACAAUGCAGGAAGCAUCACCAAAAUUAACCCAUCUGCUGACUUGAUUCCAGUUGGUGAUAGAUUUGGAAAAUUGAAUUUCUCUUCGUUUCCAAAUCUUGUUCUUCUUGAUCUUAGCCAUCGUAGAAUUGGUGGAACUAUCCCACCUCAGAUAAGUGAUCUAUCCUCAUUGAAGCACUUGGACUUGUCCUAUUGUGAGUUAUCUGGUGAGUUACCUUCUUACCUAGGAAACCUAACCCAAUUAGAGUUUCUUGACAUGUCCCAUAAUGAUAACAUUAAUGGUUCCAUCCCUCCACAACUAGGGAAUUUGAAAAACCUUGUUAGUUUAAAUUUGAGUAGGAAUCAGUUUGCUGGUCCAAUCCCUUCUGCUUUGGGUCAAUUAACCAAUCUCAAAUCUCUGGUUCUUUGGGGCAACAAAAUUAAUGGAUCCAUCCCAUUAGAAAUUGGAUAUCUAACAAAUUUGAUUUAUUUGGAUUUCUAUGGCAACAUGCUUGUUGGUUCAAUACCUAUUACUCUGUAUCAAUUAACCAAUUUGGCAACUCUGUACCUUGGUUAUAACCAACUUGAAGGGUCCAUACCUCCAAAUGUUGAAAACCUAAAGAACCUAAGUACUUUCGACAUCUAUAAUAAUAGAUUCAGAGGUUCGAUUCCUCCAGCUCUGUGGCAUUUGACAAACUUGCUCUCACUUUUCCUUGGAGAAAAUCAAAUCAGUGGUUCAAUCCCUUCUUCUAUUGGUAAUUUAUCAAAAUUGCAAUAUCUGUUCCUCGAUUCAAAUCUUCUAGAAGGUCCUAUACCAAAAGAAAUUGGGAAUUUAGAAGCACUAUAUCAAUUAGACACCUCUGAAAACAAAUUGAGUGGUUCAAUCCCUUCUUCUAUUGGUAAUUUAUCAAAAUUGCAAUAUCUGUUCCUUUAUUCAAAUCUUCUAGAAGGUCCUAUACCAAAAGAAAUUGGGAAUUUAGAAGCACUAUAUCAAUUAGACACCUCUGAAAACAAAUUGAGCGGUUCUAUACCUUCACAAAUUGGGAGUUGCUUAAAUUUGCGGCGGUUGGAUCUAAGCAGCAAUAAUUUAGAGGGGGAGAUCCCUUCUCAAAUAGGCAAGCUUUCAAAGCUAAAAUUUUUAAAUCUCAGCUACAACAAACUCAUAGGUGAAAUUCCUAUCUUGUCUGCCACUACUCUUAAGAGUUUUUGUACCACUAAUGGUUAUAUAACUAUCUAUCCCCAUCCAUUUGAAGGUAACAAGGCUUUAUCACCCUACCCCUGUUUUUCACCAACCAAUCAAACCAAGAGCAGUAGAACUCCUUACUUCACGAAAAUAUUCCUCCCUAUUGCCAUAUUCCUUACUUUUUCUAUUCUAGGGAGUUUGUUUUUGUGGCGGUUCAAGGCCAAGAAGAACCAAUCUGGUUCACAAACAAAAAAAAAUGGGGAUUUGUGCUCAAUAUGGAACUUUGAUGGAAGGAUAGCAUAUGAAGAUAUUAUUGCAGCAACAGAAGAUUUUGAUAUUCGAUACUGCAUUGGAAUUGGGGGUUACGGAAGUGUUUACAAAGCACAACUACCUUGUGGCAGAAUAGUUGCUCUGAAAAAACUCCAUCACCUAGAGGCUGAGGAUCUGGGUUUCGACAAAAGUUUCAGGAAUGAGGUAAAAAUUUUGUCUGAAAUUCGACAUCGAAGUAUUGUGAAGCUUCAUGGAUAUUGUCUACACCGUAGGUGCAUGUUUGUGAUAUAUGAAUACAUGGAAAGAGGAGGCUUGUUCUGCAUCCUAAGUAAUGAUGAUGAAGCUGUGGAGUUGAAUUGGGUAAAAAGGGUUGAGAUCAUCAAAUCGGUUGCUCAUGCCUUGUCUUACUUGCACCAUGAUUGCUUCCCUCCAAUUGUUCAUCGAGACAUUUCAAGUAACAAUAUUCUACUAAACUCAAGCUUGGAGGCUUUUGUUGCUGAUUUUGGAACCGCUAGAAUGCUACAUCUUGAUUCAUCUAAUCUGACUGUUCUUGCCGGUACAAUUGGCUAUUUAGCCCCAGAACUAGCCUACACAAUUGUUGCAACUGAAAAAUGUGAUGUAUAUAGUUUCGGGAUUUUGGCAUUAGAAAUAUUAAUGGGAAAGCAUCCUGGAGAACUUUUGUCAUCAUCAUUGUCAUCGCCAACUUCUUUGCAAAAUAUCAAGCUAAUUGAUGUGUUAGACAAACGCCUACCACCUCCAACAAGCCAACUGGUUGCACAAAAUAUUGUUCACGCUGCUACACUGGCAUUUGCUUGCUUACAUACAAAACCAAAGUCUCGACCAAUGAUGGAACAAGUGUGCAAAGGGUUUCUUUCUUCCCAAAAAUCUUUGGGGAUUCCUCUCCAAAUGAUUACUUUGUUGCAACUUGUGAACCAUCAAGUACUUAUUGGUGGCCAAAGUGGAACUUGUCCCGUUUAA